AUGGCGGACAAGGUGGUGGAUGCACUACUUGGUUCCACUGUUAAAGUUCUAGUGGAGAAGGCAAUAAACUUGGCUUUCGAGCAAAUUGGCCUAUUUGUUGGCUUCAAGAAAGAUUUGGAGAAACUGAGGGAUACGUUGACUCUGAUCCAGGCUGUCCUUCGUGAUGCAGAGAAAAGGCAGGUGACUGAAGAGCUCAUGAAGGGAUGGCUGGAGAUCCUUGAAGCAGUGGCUUUCAAUGCUGGUAAUCUCUUGGAUGACUUCAACUAUGAGAUGAUCCGGCGCAACGUUGAGAUUCAAAACCAAAUGAAGAGGAAGGUAUGCUUCUUCUUCUCACUCUCCAAUCCCGUUGCAUUUCGUUGCAAAAUGGCCUGCAACAUUCAGAAAAUCAAUAUGGAUUUGAUAAGUAUCAAUGAACAAGCAACGAAACUUGGCCUCCUCCGGUCACAGACUGCACCUGCUCUUUCUCCUCCCAGUGGAGCAGGAUUUAUAAAGAACAAAGAGACUGACUCUGCUGCUGUUGGUGCGAGUUUUGUUGGAAGAGAUAAUGAUGUUUCAGCAAUAGUAACAAAGUUGACUGCCACGAGUAACAAUGAAACUAUCUCCGUUCUUCCAAUAGUGGGGAUGGGCGGGAUCGGGAAGACCAUCGUCGCUCGAAAAGUUUUCAAUAAUCUAAAUAUUGAAAACUAUUUUGACAAGAGAAUGUGGGUAUGCGUAUCAGAUUUUGAAAAACAUUUUGAUGCCAACAGGCUUUUAGCUUUGAUUCUAGAAUCAUUGAAAGUCCCAAUGGCCGAAGUUAGGGAUUCUAGGGAAGCCAAAGUCCAGAAGCUUAAGGAAAUAUUGGAUGGUAAAGAACCAAAUGGUAAAAAGCCGCUUAAGUAUCUAUUGGUCCUCGAUGAUGUAUGGAGUGAGGACCCACACCAUGGGAUGAGUUUCUUGAUUCUUUGCGAGGUAUUAGCUCAACCAAGGGGAGCUGGAUUCUUCUGA
Coffea eugenioides is the source of this 984-nucleotide messenger RNA. RefSeq names its product putative disease resistance protein RGA4. The transcript has a single exon. The coding region runs from base 1 to 984 and encodes 327 amino acids. NCBI's taxonomy places the organism in Eukaryota, Viridiplantae, Streptophyta, Magnoliopsida, Gentianales, Rubiaceae. The record is from RefSeq and is a predicted model, not a curated record. Gene Ontology annotation, biological process: defense response to fungus. Gene Ontology annotation, molecular function: ADP binding.